Glycine soja is the source of this 1028-nucleotide messenger RNA. RefSeq names its product 50S ribosomal protein HLP, mitochondrial-like. Gene Ontology annotation, biological process: translation. Gene Ontology annotation, cellular component: mitochondrial large ribosomal subunit; ribosome. Bases 384 to 785 code for a protein of 133 amino acids. The transcript is spliced from 5 exons. The record is from RefSeq and is a predicted model, not a curated record. Gene Ontology annotation, molecular function: structural constituent of ribosome; large ribosomal subunit rRNA binding. Lineage: Eukaryota; Viridiplantae; Streptophyta; Magnoliopsida; Fabales; Fabaceae.
GACGUGGUUUCAAAUUGGGGAAAAGAAAGGCCAAGAGAGUCGAGAAACGGCACUCUCACCGGCGCGCGCACCCUCUACUCUGAUCCAGCGACUCCUAAUUAAGUUGGGAACAUAAAAGACUUCAAAUUUCCAAGAUGGCUGCAAUCUUUGCUUCCAGAUGCUCUCGUGUGAGUUCUAUGGUAAUGGAGCCCUGAAUCUUAUUUUUGCGGGGAGGGGGGUGGAGCUGGAUUGUUGAAUAUGAUGCAGCCACUAAUUUGGUCGCACUGGUACAAUUGGCAGUAAAACAGUUUUUGACUACUGAGUUCAAACUGAAUUGAGUGGGCCGUUCUCUGUUCGGUGGAUUAAGCAACAGUUCCCCUGGUUUAUUUACCACAUUACAUGAGAUGACAUGCAAAAAUUUGUUUUCUCAGCAACAACGUACCUUCAUACAGAUGAGGACUGUUCUCAAGGUUGUGGAUAACUCGGGGGCUAAAAAGGUGAUGUGCAUACAGGCAUUGAAAGGGAAGAAAGGGGCAAGAUUAGGUGACACAAUAAUAGCAUCUGUGAAGGAAGCACAUCCUAAUGGAAAAGUGAAGAAAGGAAAGGUUGUAUAUGGGGUAGUGGUGCGUGCGGCAAUGCAAAAGGGGCGUUGUGAUGGCAGUGAGGUCAAGUUUGAUGAUAAUGCUGUGGUGCUUGUUGACAAGCAAGGCCAACCUAUUGGAACCAGAGUUUUUGGACCAGUGCCUCAUGAGCUAAGGCAAAAGAAGCAUGUCAAGAUUCUUACCUUGGCAGGGCACAUUGCAUAAAUGAGAAAAAGGGCUGUCCUUGAGUUUUGUUAUGAAUUCCAAUGUCACAUCUACCAUUUUUAUAUUUGGAUAUUUUGAUGUGAUGUGCAAGUUUGAGUUCUUUAUCAAUUUAUGAGGAGUAAAACAGGUGUAGAAGGCUUCUACUUAAAUAACUAGUAUAUGAUUUGGUUUCUUGCCUAAAAAUGAACUAGAGACACGAAAGUCAUGUUUGUUUCAUAUUAACAUAUCAACUAUUUAUGAUUA